AUGUCGCAUCCAGUUCAGAAGCUUCAGCCUUCCAAAUUCCCAACUGGACCGUCGCCAAUCACACCCGACCAACGGUACUGGAAGAGUUUUAAACAUUCGCAAAGUCUGCCCUGCCAGUCCCCAGUCACUCACAUCUCAUUCCCACCGCCCUCACGAAACCCUCUACAAUCUUCGAACAAUGAUUUCUUUGUGAUUACCGCAGGUACGCGAGUGCAGAUCUACUCGAUACAGACUCGGAAACUCAUCAAGACUAUCACCCGAUUCUCGGACAUUGCGCACAGCGCAGAAAUCAGAAGAGAUGGACGUGUUAUGGUUGCCGGAGACGAUUCUGGGAGGAUACAAGUGUUUGACAUGAAGGAGAGAGCUAUUCUGAAGACAUGGGACGAACACAAACAGCCAGUCUGGGCGACAAAAUUCUCGCCGACCGAAAUGACUACCCUCAUGAGCGCAAGCGACGAUCGCACCGUCAGGUUAUGGGAUCUUCCAAGCCAGCAGAGCACAGCGACGUUUAUUGGACAUUCAGACUACGUUAGAAGCGGAUGCUUCUUGCCAGGAACAAUGUCGAAUAUGUUAGUGACGGGAAGUUAUGAUGCGACAGUCAGACUUUGGGAUCCUAGGAUAGCAACCAAAGCUGCCAUGACCUUCAAGCAUGCCGCACCAAUUGAGGAAGUCCUUCCAAUGCCUUCUGGAACCACAAUUCUGGCUGCAGCCGACAAUCAAAUAUCUGUACUGGACCUCGUUGCGGGGAAACCGCUACAGCUGCUCAAGAACCACCAAAAGACCGUAACUUCGCUAUGCUUGGCUUCGAAUGGAACAAGACUUGUCAGUGGAGGACUGGACGGACAUGUCAAGAUCUUCGAGACAUCGCAGUGGAACAUUGUUGCUGGUUCUAAAUAUAAUUCGCCAGUGCUUUCCGUCAAUGUCAUUGCUUCCGGAGCAAGCCAGGAGGAUAGACUUCUUGUAGUCGGAAUGCAGUCUGGAGAACUAUCAAUAAAGACGAGGCUCAGGGGAAAGGAACAGGCAGAGGAGCGCCACAAGAAGAAAGAGAUGGAGGCACUUCUUGACGGGACCCUUGAUGCUUAUGAUGCGAAGAACAAGAAGAGGAAGAGGGCGGAAGCCAUGACGAAGCUGAAUAAAGAGGCGCAGAAGUCAGGGCCAGCCGCGGAUUCGGCGAUACAGAAGAUCAAUCUUGAUGUCGCAAGGAGGACAACCCCGGAGACCGUCUGGGAGAGAGACUUGCGCCAAGGAAGAUACGCACAUGCUCUCGAUGCAGUACUAGACCAACGAAAGCAACCUUCUGCAAAAGUAUUCGAUGUCUUGCAAGAAUUAAGAUACCGAAAUGCCCUGAAGAUCGCGCUGGACGACAGGGACGAGACAACCCUGGUACCGAUUUUCAAAUGGGUCAGCAAGUAUCUUGCAUAUCCACAAUACUCAAAGGUCAUCCAUGAAGUAGCGGACCUGCUGAUUGAUCUUUACCGCGAGAGAGUUAUAGAGUCGGAAGCAAUUGAGAAAAGUUUCAAGGCACUGCACAGGAGCGUCAACACCGAGGCGGAGACCAUCCAGCAGAUGAUACAGACGCAAGGGAUGCUGAAGCUGUUAUUAGCUCCCAGGCCGUAG
This is a messenger RNA of Cadophora gregata, 1617 nucleotides long. RefSeq lists its product as uncharacterized. Lineage: Eukaryota; Fungi; Ascomycota; Leotiomycetes; Helotiales; Ploettnerulaceae. Gene Ontology annotation, cellular component: nucleolus. The transcript has a single exon. Bases 1 to 1617 code for a protein of 538 amino acids. Gene Ontology annotation, molecular function: protein binding. The record is from RefSeq and is a predicted model, not a curated record. Gene Ontology annotation, biological process: rRNA processing; positive regulation of transcription by RNA polymerase I.